AUGCCACAGAUCCAACUUGGACUAUACAUGAUGAGUGGCAGAGAAGCCACGCAAUCUGUUCGAUGGGCGCUGGCUGCUGGAUACAGGGGCUUUGAUUGCGCGCAAAUGUAUCACAACGAGCGAGAGGCGGGGAAAGCCAUUCUUGACUUCCUCGCCAGCGACGAGAACACACACGGCCUGACGCGCGAGGACAUCCACUACACCACGAAGCUUGCCAGCUGUAGCACUAGCUACGAUGCCGUUAGGCGGAGCAUCAAGAAGUCUGUGGAUGUGUGCGGGCUGGGCUAUGUUGACUUGAUGUUGCUACACAGCCCAUACGGAGGCAAUGAGGCGCGGCUGACGAGUUGGAAGGCCCUGGAGGAUGCUGUUGAGGCCGGCGAGGUCAAGAUGGCUGGCGUCAGCAACUUUGGAAGCAGACAUAUUGAAGAAUUAAUGGCUGCCCACCCCACGGUUCAUCCUGUGGUGAACCAAAUCGAGGUCCAUCCAUUCAAUACCCAGACUCGUAUCCGAGAGACCUGCUCGAAACACAACAUCGUCAUUGAGGCUUAUGCACCAUUGGCUAGAGCGAUGCGCAUGAGGCACCCCAAAAUCCUCGAGCUGGCCAAGCAGUACACAUGUACUCCAGCUCAGCUUUUCGUUCGGUGGUCUCUACAACACGACAUGAUCACGCUUCCUAAGAGCUCCAAGAAAGCCCGUCUCAUCGAGAAUGUGAAGGUCAAUGAAUUCGAGAUCUCGGAGGCAGACAUGUCACUAAUGGACAGUCUGGAUGAGGGUCUCGUCACUGAUUGGGAUCCAACGGAUGCUCCUUGA
Molecule: messenger RNA, 810 nt
Organism: Cryphonectria parasitica EP155
Lineage: Eukaryota; Fungi; Ascomycota; Sordariomycetes; Diaporthales; Cryphonectriaceae
Product: Aldo/keto reductase
Exons: 4
Coding region: 1-810 (269 amino acids)
Molecular function (GO): oxidoreductase activity
Source: RefSeq, a predicted model, not a curated record